Messenger RNA from Saccoglossus kowalevskii, 2867 nucleotides. RefSeq names its product ER membrane protein complex subunit 1-like. Lineage: Eukaryota; Metazoa; Hemichordata; Enteropneusta; Harrimaniidae. Gene Ontology annotation, biological process: protein folding in endoplasmic reticulum. Gene Ontology annotation, cellular component: EMC complex. The record is from RefSeq and is a predicted model, not a curated record. Gene Ontology annotation, molecular function: protein binding.
UUUUUUUUUCAUUUGAUAGGAGAAAGCAGUAUGUAGGCAAAACACAGUUUAUGGCUUUUGACCAAACAUCAGCUGGUCGUCGUGUACUUGUAGCUACUGAAUCAAAUGUCUUGGCGUCGCUGCAUGCAAGAACUGGAGAAAUAGCCUGGAGACAAGUAUUCAGGAGUGGUGCUGGUGGUAAAAUUGAUGCUAUGUUGCACAAUGAAAGCUAUCUUAUCACUGUUUCUGGAAAUGGUAAAAUUCUACGUUCAUGGGACGCUGGUACUGGUAGCCUGGUGUGGGAAGAGGUUGCCGCAGUAACUGAAUCUACAUCAAAACCCAGCCAUGCUCAAGCAGUGUUCGCAGGUCAAGAUAUGAUGGCUGUUUUAACAUCUAGUAAUGUUUAUGUGCAUUCUUUGAAAGAUGGCACUUCUCUUUGGAGUAAAGAACUACCCAACAGUGAAUCUGUGAAUUAUCAGUGGAUACAUUGUGGUGGUGAUGUCAUCUAUGUUAUUGGAUUGGUGGAGAACUCUCACAUUAGUAUUGUCAGUUAUCAGCUCAAUAAUGAUGGGGAGCCGAAUCCACAGCGUUCCUUGCCAGCUGCCUGGGCAUCGGUGACAGGUGUGUCCUGUAUAGUGGUUGGUAACAGUAAUCUAGUAUGCGUGGAGUCUUUAACAAACUCACUGCAUUCAGUUGUGUUGAAAGAAGGAGCUUCUUUCAUCAGUAGUCCUGUCAUAGCAUUAGGAUUACCAGAAGCUGAAACUGAAACUCCGAAACUAACAGCACUUAACCCAGUGCGGGCAGAGUUCACGCUACAUCUCACACCAACUCAUACAGCUUUGAUGAGACAGGAGGGUAACAGUAUUAAGGUGGUGCUAGACUUGCCGAAAGUUAUUUUAACUGGAGCUGCUACAUUUGGAUCACAGGAAGUUAUCCUGACAUUGGAACCCAAAACACAGUUGGUGUAUGUAAUCAGCUGUUUUGAUGCUAAAACUGGAGUAAAGAUCAAAGACACUAAACAGUUGGUUGCUUUACCGCUACAUAACGGCUCCCCCACACAGAUGAAAGAAUUUUUGUUCAGUAAAAAAGAAUCUCAGUUUGGAUAUAGAAUUCUAUUGCAGACACAAGACUACUCUCUGUCAUUGAUACAGCAGCCAGGUAAGAUUGUUUGGAGCAGAGAAGAAGCUCUAUCAAGAAUUCUAUCAGUUGAGAUGGUUGACCUUCCAGUGACAGAUACAGAGGCAAAAUUUGAAGAUGAAUUUGGUCAUCAAGGAGAUGAUGUCAUAAGCAUGUUUUUAAGAAGAUUGACAACUCAGUUUGCUCAGAUACAGACCUACAUCAUGUCCUUGAAAAGAAGAAUGCGACAUGGACAUCACCAUGAACAUCUAACUGCAGAAGACUCUAAACCAGAUAGAACUAACAAUGCAAAUGACGAUGAUGAUGAUGAUGAUGACGAAUAUCUAAGAAGAGAUCAGUUUAAUUUGCAUAAAAUGAUAAUCGCUGUCUGUGAGUCUGGAAAGCUAUAUGGUUUGGACAGUGAAGAUGGGUCGAUUAUAUGGAGGCAGUUUAUUCCGAAUUUGCAGUAUUUUGAAAGGAGCAAAACAUUGCCACUGUUUAUACAGAGAACCACUGCUCACUUUCCUCACCCACCACAAGCAGCAAUUGUUGGCAGAGACAAGAUUUCUGGCCAGACAUUGAUGUAUUCAUUCAACCCAAUUACUGGUAAACCAAGUGAUGUCAAGAAUCCAUUGGGAAAAGUACUUAACUAUCAGUUACAACAAGUCACAUUGCUUCCUUUGAUGGACCAGGAAUUUCUUAAGAUUAUGAUUCUGAUGGACACAGAAUAUAAGAUACAUGUGAUUCCAGCAGAAGCAAAAUCUCUUCUACAAGAAAAACUGUCAUCCCUGUUUCUGUUUACUGCAAAUGCUUCAGAUGGGAGUCUAGCUGGAUAUGCCCUGGUAGAUGUUGGCAAUGAACACUUGCACAGUGAAAUGGUUUGGAAUGUACAACUUCCUGAUGAUCAAAGAAUCAUUAGCAUAGCAGCUAAGAGACCAACAGAGCAUGUCCACUCACAAGGUAGAGUACUUGGUGAUAGAAGUGUACUUUAUCGAUAUUUAAAUCCUAACCUUGUAGCUAUUGCUGCUGAAGGCAUUGACACAGCAGGCAAGCAAUUCUUGAAUAUGUAUUUAGUGGAUACUGUUACGGGAAGUUUAGUCUUCACAGCUAAUCACAAGAAAUCUACUGGUCCCGUUCAUAUGGUGCAGUCAGAAAACUGGAUUGUGUAUGAAUAUUGGAAUAGCAGACAUAGACGCCAUGAAGUCACCGUUUUAGAAUUAUAUGAAGGAACUAAAGAUAGAAACAGUACUGUGUUUUCAUCAUUGGAUCCCCCAGAACCCCCAAUCGUGAUGAGACAGUCUUACAUAUUGCCAUACGCACUGCAGGAUAUAGGUGUAACAUCCACCGAGAAAGGCAUCACAAAUAAAGCGUUGAUAUUUUGUUUGCAAUCCGGUGGAGUGGUACAUUUUCCUAAAGCUUACUUAGAUCCAAGAAGACCACUUGUACCAACAACAUUACACAAAGAAGAAGGCAUCAUUCCAUACUUACCAGAAUUACCUAUCUCCACUGAGGCUUACAUUAACUACAAUAAAACUGUACUUGGGGUGAGAGGUGUUCAGACGGCACCAGCUGGAUUGGAAUCCACUUCAUUGGUACUUGUAUAUGGCCUGGAUUUAUUUUACACGAGGGUAUUCCCUUCCAAAAUGUUUGAUGUUUUGAAAGAUGAUUUUGACUACUACUUAAUCAUCACUGUUGUGAUUGGUCUGCUGGCAGCGUCCGUUAUAACGCAGAAGCUGGCGUCAAUGAAAACGUUGAAGAAAGCUUGGAGAUAA